Molecule: messenger RNA, 7271 nt
Organism: Miniopterus natalensis
Lineage: Eukaryota; Metazoa; Chordata; Mammalia; Chiroptera; Miniopteridae
Gene: FLRT2
Product: fibronectin leucine rich transmembrane protein 2
Molecular function (GO): protein binding
Source: RefSeq, a predicted model, not a curated record
GGAAGAGACCAACUGCUAGAACGUGGUCUGAGGCAGGCAGUGAAGGGGCAGCCCAGACCCACCAGGGCCCAGCUGAACUCUCCAUGGACUCGUAGACCAUUGUUGAGCCAUUGUAUCGACAUUGCUUACAAUCCCCUUUGAACUUCCAAUGACACCACAUGAUCCUAAUAAGGAAGUCUUGGAGCACAGCCAGGCUGCCCGGCUAAAAUUCUGCCCAACUUCACGACUUCCCCACAGAGACUACAGGCCCCUGGAUAAUAGAAGACAGCAGGCUGCCCUCGUAGCCGGUGAAUGGCAAGCUGCCGGGAAUCGAUGGCCUGGGCAGAAAAGCCCUAAAGACCUCACCCCAAAGGAAGGAGCACAACCCUGUUGGGCUUAAAUCCCAGCUCUGCUACCCGCUACCUAGAUAAGCUCGAACAAGUCUGUGGAACAGCCUGAGCCUCAAUUUGUCACUUUUGAAAUGGGACCAAUGACAGGACUUGCCUUAUAGAGGUGUAUGGAUUGCAGAUUGAGCUUAACCAAGAAGUUCAUAGGCUGACCAACGCUGACCGACCUACAGCCGAAGAAGGGUGUUCUGCCUGCCCAGCCGGGCCUCUGUUGAGCGCCGAUAACUUGGCUUCAUUCAUUGCCUGUGCAGAAAAUUCUCCCUAUUGAUUUUUUUUUUCCUUUUUUUGCACAUGGAGGACAAUAGCAGGGAGGGCAACACAGGCUGACAAGACCAGAGACCGCGAGAAGAUUCCUUCACCGCGGGCCUUUGGGACAUCUCCUCUAGUUGGAGUUCUGGACUUUCACAGGACCCCAUCCAGUCAUCUAUUGGUUUGCUAUCUAUUAUUUUCUGCUUUUGUUUUUCCCCACCACGUUGUAUUUUAUUUCCGUACUUCAGAAAUGGGCCUGCAGACCACACAGAGGCCCAGCCGUGGGGCCUUCUUCCUGAAAUCUUGGCUUCUCAUUUCCCUGGGGCUCUACUCCCAGGUGUCCAGACUCCUGGCGUGCCCCAGCGUGUGCCGCUGUGACAGGAACUUUGUCUACUGUAACGAGCGAAGCUUGACCUCAGUGCCUCUUGGGAUCCCGGAGGGCGUAACCGUGCUCUACCUCCACAACAACCAAAUUAAUAAUGCUGGAUUUCCUGCAGAGCUGCACAACGUACAGUCGGUGCACACCGUCUACCUGUAUGGCAACCAACUGGAUGAGUUCCCCAUGAACCUUCCCAAGAACGUCCGAGUUCUCCAUCUGCAGGAAAACAACAUUCAGACCAUUUCACGGGUGGCUCUUGCCCAGCUCCUGAAGCUCGAAGAGCUCCACCUGGAUGACAACUCCAUAUCCACGGUGGGGGUGGAGGAAGGGGCCUUCCGGGAGGCCGUGAGCCUCAAAUUGCUGUUUCUGUCCAAGAAUCAUCUGAGCAGUGUCCCCGUUGGGCUCCCCGUGGACUUGCAGGAGCUGAGGGUGGAUGAAAAUCGAAUCGCUGUCAUUUCAGACAUGGCCUUUCAGAACCUCACGAGCUUGGAGCGCCUGAUAGUGGACGGGAACCUCCUGACCAACAAGGGCAUUGCCGAGGGCACCUUCAGCCACCUCACCAAGCUCAAGGAGUUUUCAAUCGUAAGGAAUUCGCUCUCCCACCCCCCACCCGACCUCCCAGGGACGCAUCUGCUCCGGCUGUAUCUGCAGGACAACCAGAUAAACCACAUCCCUUUGACGGCUUUCUCCAACCUCCGCAAGCUGGAGCGGCUGGAUAUAUCCAACAACCAGCUGCGCGUGCUGGCGCAAGGGGUCUUCGAUAACCUCUCCAACCUGAAGCAGCUCACUGCUCGGAAUAACCCCUGGUUCUGUGACUGCAGCAUUAAGUGGGUCACGGAGUGGCUCCGAUACAUCCCUUCAUCUCUCAAUGUGCGGGGGUUCAUGUGCCAAGGUCCUGAGCAGGUCCGGGGGAUGGCUGUCAGGGAGUUGAAUAUGAAUCUUCUGUCGUGUCCCACCACGACCCCCGGCCUGCCCGUCUUCACCCCGGCCCCAAGUACAGCUGCCCCAACAACUCAGCCACCCACACUGUCUGUCCCAGCCCCUAGCAAAAGCUACACGCCUCCGACUCCCACCACCUCCAGACCUCCCACGCUUCCCGAGUGGGAGGGCAGGGAAAGGGUGACCCCACCCAUUUCCGAGCGGAUCCAGCUGACUGUCCAUUUUGUGAAUGACACUUCCAUUCAGGUCAGCUGGCUGUCUCUCUUUACUGUGAUGGCGUACAAACUCACGUGGGUGAAAAUGGGCCACAGUUUAGUCGGGGGCAUUGUUCAGGAACGCAUCGUCAGCGGGGAGAAGCAACAUUUGAGCCUGGUUAACUUGGAGCCCAGAUCCACCUACCGGAUCUGUCUGGUGCCACUGGAUGCUUUUAACUACCGAGCCGUGGAAGACACCAUUUGCUCCGAGGCCACCACCCACGCCUCCUAUUUGAACAACGGCAGCAACACUGCCUCCAGCCACGAGCAGACCACGUCGCACAGCAUGGGCUCCCCCUUUCUGCUGGCGGGCCUGAUCGGGGGUGCCGUGAUAUUUGUGCUCGUGGUCCUGCUCAGCGUCUUUUGCUGGCACAUGCACAAAAAGGGGCGCUACACCUCCCAGAAGUGGAAAUACAACCGAGGCCGGCGGAAAGAUGACUACUGCGAGGCGGGCACCAAGAAGGACAAUUCCAUCCUGGAGAUGACAGAGACCAGCUUUCAGAUCGUCUCCUUAAAUAACGAUCAGCUCCUUAAAGGAGACUUCAGACUGCAGCCCAUUUACACCCCAAACGGGGGCAUUAACUACACAGACUGCCACAUCCCCAACAACAUGCGAUACUGCAACAGCAGUGUGCCAGACCUGGAGCACUGCCACACGUGACAGCCGAGGUCCCAGCGUCACGCGGGCGGACAGUGGCCCUCCCGGGAACACACACGUGUGUGCACAUAGAGACACGCAAAUUACAUUUGAUAAAUGUUACCCAGAUGCAUUUGUGCAUUUGAAUACUCUGUAAUUUAUACGGUGUACUAUAUAAUGGGAUUUAAAAAAAAAGUGCUAUCUUUUCUAUUUCAAGUUAAUUACAAACAGUUUUGUAACUCUUUGCUUUUUAAAUCUUAAAAAAAAAAAAAAUAGUUGCUGAAGUACUGUACAGGGUUGUACAGAGAACCCAACGCCAAGGCGAAAGGACGAGUGAUUCUUCCUUACGAUGCACAGGAACCACUUUGCUGUUGACGCUGUCAGGAUAAAUUCCUUUCCUAGCCGUGGUCAGAAGAAAGGGCAGGUGAAAAUGGACUCAUCGGGUAGGAUAUAAAAUAGGGGUCAAAGAAUGGCCCGGAAAUCUUCAUGCUAUUUCUAUACUUCCUGGCCUGGAAGGAAAGCUCAAAAAUCCCAAAAUAUAAGAAGGGAGGUAGUUACCCUGGUUUGACCCAAAAGAGGAAACGGAGAAAGCAUCAGAGGAAGUCAGUUCCUGUGAGAUAAGUGAACCCAACCUGGCAGCAUCAAGGGUUUGGCAAAGACCCUUAAACCUGGGGGUUGGCAGUCUGACCAGGAACUUAAAAAUCGCUCCCCGGCCCUAUGUGGUCACAGAGCUGGAGACCCGAGUCUGACUUUACUCACCUUCGGGGACAGGUAUGAUGUCCCGGCCAGAAAAUUCCCUUUAAAAGUGUUACUAUUCAAAUUAUAUGUCAGGCUCAGUCACAUUCAACAGAGAUAUAUUCUAGAAUACUUUUUUUAGAAGAGGCUAAUAAAAAUAAUGGGAAGAUUAUAUUGAAUGGAGUUAUUUUUGAUAAUGAGAAUUAUUUGGGUAGAUUCACUGCAGCUAUGUCAACAUGAUAUUUAGACCCACAAGGGAUCGAUGUUUGGGAUAUACUAAAGCAGCCUGUUCUUUACAAAUUGUGGAUACCACUUAGAGAAAAGCAAGCGAUCGGCGGCUCUGCUAUACUGUGUCAACUGCCUUUGUUAGUAUCAUGUUGAAAUAGCUUGAAUUAAUACCUUUACCCCCUCGCAAAUUCUUGUCUUCCAAUCACCUCACAUGUAUUUUCGUAAUUAGCUGUUUAUGCUAUGUUUGUUUUUCUCCCCCCUGCUCAAAAUUUGAAAGAAAAUUAUGGAUGCCAGUCUUGGUUGCACAAUAUAUCCAUAUACACUUUAAAAUAUAUACUAAUUUUCACUGCUAACAAUUCUAUAAGAACACAUCAAAGCUGGCCAAAAUAAUGUUUUGUUUUUUUUAAAAAAAAAACAAUAUUGAGUUUCCUCCUUGGACUGACUGAUCCUGUCCCAUUUUUGAAAUUUUAUUUGUUGCUUUUCAAUCUUGGAUGUUCCUCUUCUUUGGGACUUGUGGAGGGAUAAUCAAUCUUAUAUUAACAUGAUAACGGAUGAAAAAUGAACAUCAGAGAGCCAAGGUUUGUUCCCCUAAUCUUGGCAGGGCUGGGCACGGAGGAGAAGGCAUAGAGAAGAGAGGGAUGCCCAUGCUUCAAUCCACGUCAUUUUGAGGCCAUGUCCAUCUUCAGAAAGUAUAUAUAAUUUCCUCUUUUCCACCCCUUAGAUUUAGAAGGGCUAUAGAUCACAUAUAUUAUGUAAAAAAUACACCCUUGGGAAAUUAUUUUCAAAGUCAAAUUUAGGCAUUUCACCCUGUGUUGCCUGUUUUCUCUACCACAGGCCAUUAUUUUAGGGACCCGUAAAGUUAAUGUCACAAUCAUUUUGUGCUUGCGCUCGCUCGCUCUCUCUCCUCUCUCUUUCUCUCUGUCUCUUACUUUUAACACAAUAGAACUGUGAUGCGCCUCCUUUGUAAAAGUUUAGGUAUAAAAUGCUAUGCAAGUUUUUCUUUAUAGUAAGAGCUUUAUUUUCUUUAACAAUAUAGCCCCAACUUAUAUGUUUUAAUCCCCCCUGUCCCUCAGAAUAAGCAGAAAAUAUAACUGGAGAUAUAACGUUCUAGACACAAGAACUGAAACUGUCUGUGCAGUCAGUAGAGCCGAAAUUAACUAUGAAUUAAUGAAUUAAUUCUACAGUGAUUUUGGUCUCCACGUUAGUCAGUUAGCUAGUGAGGUUUGGCUGUUACCUUUUCAGCGCUAGGGCCACACAGUGAAGGGCUGAGACAAUCUGCGAAGGUGAUCCGUGAAGCGGUGAGCCACCCAAAACGCACGACAAUGACAUGGGCUUUUAUGUAUCCAACCGGAUAAUCCCCUUCCACUGCCCUCUUCCCCUUGGCUGUGUAGAUAAAACUAUGUGUUCAAAUGAUGGUACUUAGACUUUUGAGGGUUUUUUUUCUUUCUUUUAUCCACAAAAUAAUCACUCUUAUUUAUUUGUGUUGUGUGUAUAACCCCUAGUGGGAUAUUUGGCUGCUGAAAAGAUUUGCUCUGGGCCAAGAAGACCAAGGCUGGAGAGGUGUCUUAAACGUCUUAAGGGAUUCACAGAAUUAUUUGGGCCUUAAGUGGUACUUUGGGGAUCCAGUCAUGUGAAAUGGUUAGGAUGAUUGGAAAACGUUCCUUCGCUGGAAGGUGCUCCUGACGAGGUAGAAUCUAGUAACAGGUUUUACUCUCAUCUCAUGCACAGCGUGACAGAGAUGGCUAAAGUGAAAAUCAGUCCCCCAUUUGUAAUUACACGCCCGAGGCUCUCGCCUACGGCAGGAUAAAAGCACAUCGUGGGAUUUGUAAUGUCUUAUGUAUCUUAGGAAAACUGCACAACAACCAUCAGUGGUGGAUUAUGUGGUGAUGUAUUUGGGCCUCUCUAGCUGGCAUCAUUUUGUAUCUUGAAGUGUUUAGUUGAGAGUCAAGGCUGAAGGUGCAGACCAAGACCAUGAACAAAGCCCGACUCACUGGCUUUUAAAGAGCUCGCUGCUGUCUGACCCUGUGAGGUGAUUUCAGACAGUAGGCCACCACUGUGCACAGGAGCUUCUAAAAGGAACAGGCAUAGUCAUGAUCAUAGAGAGAUUACUGACCAUCAUUCAUGCCCAGGGUUGUCAUUAACACCUGCUUGUUUAAGGAGACUUGACUGAUAAAGGUGAGAGACCCUGGGCUUUCCUCAAAACUGUCAGAUGCAUUAGUGGCCCAUCAUGUGAGACAAUCACAGGCAGAGAAAGGACUUUGUUCCCUUCCUUCUACCCUGUGAGAAAUAAUACAAUUUCUAAUGAUCUGGAUGUUGGUUGAAAAUAUAUUACAACUUUUAUUCCCGAGGUUAAAAAAGGUGUAAUGUGACUAGUCCGUUAAGAAGUAUUAAUGAAGUAGCUAAUAUUACAGCUCCAUUUCCCACUAGUGCGGAUCCUAAUGGUCUUAGACAUUUCGCAGCAGUCAGAGCCCCCUUCCCCGCUGAGAGGGACACGCUCCUCGUGGGAGCAGAGCACCCUUUCCAAACCCAGGCAAUUCUGUCGCAGCCCACAGGCGGCGGCUGUGGCCCUUGACCGCACACCUCGGCUGCAGAGCCCACUGCAACUUUUGACAGUGAACUGGUUCAUUUCCAUUAAGUUUUUUGUUCACAUUUUUCUCUAACCCAUAACCAGGAGACAUUAAUUUUCACUUUAGAAGGUGAGAGUAACGAUUUUGCUCAUGACUUACCUUUCCAGCUGCGUGGGAAAGCAAAGCGGGAAAUAGUACCCAGUUGGGAAAGAGAUACAUACACACAACAAACAAAAGACCCCUUCCAGUUCCCCAUCCUGUCAAACCUUGCCUCAUGCUCUUACUGUCGAGUCAGAAUGCUGACCUGGAAAGCUGUCGUUUACAUCGGCCUCUGGCUUCUCCAGUAGGGCUGGUAGGCCGUGCUGGCGAUGGGGGAGGCUUGUCGCUGACUGUGGGGAGAAAGUUUUGUACACCUAUGACACUGUUGUUAUAACACACAAAGCAGACUAUAUUUUGCUAAGCGUCUCAUUUUUCUAGCAACACACCCACCAGAAGAGCACAAAGCAAGGCCACCGCAACAGGCAUUUUUAAACAAGUGUAAAACACGUGUUGUGCACACAGACACACGCUGGGGCAUCUGUAGAGAUACGGAUGUCAGAUUGAUCACCCUUCGGAGGCCAGGUGAGGGUGUCGCCGCUGUGUGUCCCUCAGAGGACCAGCGGGCCUUCACUGAAAGCUCAUCCCGAUGAUGUGUUAUUGUUUGAAUCAUAUAUGUUGAUUUGCUUCUGGUUUGUGUUUAGUGCGCUCUCGCUGACAAGGGACUGCAGGGGGCUGGAAGAUUCUGCAUCGCUCAUCCUCUGAGACCUAUCGUGUCGCACACUUUGUUAACUACAAAUUCACUCUACACUAUACAGUACCUUGUUGAUAUAUUCAGUAAAGGCUUAUUUUAAAAGAAAA